UUGGAGGCUCCGGACUCAGCGGCGGAGUCGCCGCGCGGGAUCCCAGCGACCCGGCUCGAGCUCCGGCGCGAGGUGCACACCUCCAACCCGGGUCUGCCACGCGCGCACACCCCCCAUGACAGCUCUCCGCGGGGCGCGGCGCUGAGCGGGCCCAGCGCGUGUCCGCAGGGGAGAAGUCCGACUCCCAGAGCCCGGCCCCGGUGCUCGCCGCCGGCUCCCGCUCCUCCUCCCUCCGCUCGCCGCCGCCGCCGCCGCGUGGAUGCCAAGUACCAGCUUCCCUGUCCCUUCCAAGUUUCCACUCGGCCCUCCGGCCGCAUUCUGCGGGAGCGGAGAAACUUUGGGGCCCGUGUUGCCCGCCGUCAGUACCAUGAAGGCGGCGGAGGAAGAGCACUACGGUUUCGCACCCUCCAGCACCGGCUCAGCCCUGCCACUCCCCGCAGCACACACCUCCCUGGCAGCCCCAUGCCACGACCUCCAGACAGCCACUCCUGGCAUCUCAGCCGUUCCCACAGCUGGGCACCCCUCGGGGUAUGGAGGGGCCGUGGACAGUGGGCCCGCGGGGUACUUCCUGUCUUCUGGCCACGCCCGGCCCAACGGGGCCCCAGCUCUGGAGAGCCCCCGGAUCGAGAUCACCUCGUACCUGGGCCUGCAGCACGGCAGCGGCCAGUUCUUCCACGAUGUGGAGGUGGAGGACGUGCUGCCCAGCUGCAAGCGGUCRCCGUCCACUGCCACCCUGACCCUGCCCAGCCUGGAGGCCUACAGGGACCCCUCCUGCCUGAGCCCGGCCAGCAGCCUCUCCUCCAGGAGCUGCAACUCGGAGGCCUCGUCCUACGAGUCCAACUACUCGUACCCGUAUGCGUCCCCCCAGACGUCCCCGUGGCAGUCGCCCUGCGUGUCCCCAAAGACGACAGACCCCGAGGAAGGCUUUCCCCGAGGCCUGGGGGCCUGCCACCUGCUGGGCUCCCCCCGACACUCCCCGUCCACUUCUCCCCGCACCAGCAUCACGGAGGAAAGCUGGCUGGGGGCCCGCAGCUCCCGGCCCACGUCCCCCUGCAACAAGCGCAAGUACAGCCUCAACGGCCGGCAGCCCUCCUGCUCCCCGCACCACUCGCCCACGCCGUCCCCCCACGGCUCCCCCCGGGUCAGCGUGACUGAGGACACCUGGCUGGGCAACUCCACCCAGUACACCAGCUCGGCCAUCGUGGCGGCCAUCAACGCCCUGACCACUGACAGCCUGGAUCUGGGCGAGGGGGUCCCCRUCAAGUCCCGCAAGACCACCCUGGAGCAUGCACCCUCCGUGGUACUCAAGGCGGAGCCCACCGGGGAGGAGCUGGGGGUCACCCCGCCCACGUCCGACCUGCCGCCCGAGGAGUUCACCUUCCAGCCCCUGCGGAAGGGCCCCUUCUGUGAGCAGUACCUGUCGGUGCCACAGCCCCCCUACCAGUGGGCCAAGCCCAAGUCGCUGACCCCUGCGACCUACGUGAGCCCGUCUCUGCCUGCCCUUGACUGGCAGCUGCCAUCCCACUCGGGCCCGUAUGAGCUGCGGAUUGAGGUGCAGCCCAAGUCCCACCACAGAGCUCACUAUGAGACGGAAGGCAGCCGGGGGGCUGUGAAGGCGUCGGCCGGAGGACACCCCAUUGUACAGCUGCACGGCUACCUGGAGAACGAGCCGCUCACGCUGCAGCUGUUCAUCGGGACGGCGGACGACCGCCUGCUGCGGCCCCACGCCUUCUACCAGGUCCACCGCAUCACGGGGAAGACCGUCUCCACCACCAGCCACGAGGCCCUCCUGUGCAACACCAAGGUCCUGGAGAUCCCGCUGCUGCCGGAAAACAACAUGAGAGCCAUCAUUGACUGCGCUGGGAUUCUGAAGCUCAGAAACUCAGACAUCGAGCUGCGGAAAGGGGAGACAGACAUAGGCAGGAAGAACACCAGGGUGCGGCUGGUCUUCCGAGUGCACGUGCCACAGCCCAGCGGCCGGACGCUGUCCCUGCAGGUCGCCUCGAACCCCAUUGAGUGCUCCCAGCGCUCGGCCCAGGAGCUGCCCCUGGUGGAGAAGCAGAGUCUGGACAGCUACCCAGUUGGCGGUGGGAAGAAGAUGGUGCUGUCAGGCCACAACUUCCUGCAGGACUCCAAGGUCAUCUUCGUGGAGAAGGCUCCAGAUGGCCACCAUGUCUGGGAGAUGGAAGCCAAGACUGACAGAGACCUGUGCAGACCAAACUCGCUGGUGGUCGAGAUCCCACCUUUCCGCAACCAGAGAAUCAGCAGCCCCGUCCAAGUCAGUUUCUACGUCUGCAACGGGAAGAGAAAGCGAAGCCAGUACCAGCACUUCACCUACCUUCCUGCCCACGUUCCAGUUAUAAAAACAGAGCCCACGGAUGACUACGAGCCCACCCUGACCUGUGGAGCAGCGGGCCAGGGGCUAGGUCCCCUCCCACGGCCAUGCUACAGCCAGCAGCUCACAGUGCCACCCGACCCUGGCUCCUGCCCUGUGGGGGGCUUUGCCCCCUGUGCCCAGAGGAGCACCCUGAUGCCCACGCCUCCCAGCGCAAGCCCGAAGCUCCACCACCUUUCCUCUGCUGCCUACUCCCAGGGUCUGGCCAGCCCAGGCCACAGCCACCUUGGACUCCAGCCACUGGCUGCAGAGGACCCCACCCUUCAGGAAGUGCCGAGACCCCUGGCCAUGCAGCCCGGCUCGCCUGAGCAGCCCCCUCCCGUCCUGCUGCAGCCGCAGGUGAGUCCACUUCUGAGCAGUAGCUGUCCUCUCGGUCGCCAGCAAGCUCUCUGUCCCAGCAGCCCCUCUUCUCCACCUCCGUCCGCUGCCCACGGGCCACCCUGUUUGCAGCCCUCAGCCCACCCUCCCACCAUGGGCCACCAGCAGCACCAACUGCCAAAGGGUCGAAGGAGCGAGGCUCCCACCGCGAGACCACAGUCACUGCCAGAGGUGCGGGAGGACAGUACUCGUAAUUUGGCCCCUAUUCCUGUAAUGGUCAAGCGAGAACCUGAAGAAUUGGACCAGUUGUACCUGGACGAUGUAAAUGAAAUCAUACGCAACGACCUCUCGGGCCCGGAGCCUCACUCCUAGACCGCGGGGAGCUGGCRGCAGCCGUGGGGUCGGCGCCACCCCACAGCCGAGCUCCCGCGCAGGCUCCUGACCAUGGGCCCAACACAGCUGGUGCCACUCAGACUCUGACUUCUGGCACGAGGGGCUGACGACCGACUGCGCUGCGUGUUCAACAAGGAGCUCUAUCAGGGGCUGCGUGCCUCCUGGGGGAAAGCCCGCCAAGAGGACUGCGGGCGGCGGAGGCCAGCCCCGACUCAGCACUGGAAGUGCCUUGUCUAACCAGACCACGUGGAGUCGUGGAGUUGAGCGUUGGCUGUGCUACCACGAGUAUCUGUAGGAGCGAAGACACUGGCUACGAGGCUCCGUCCUUGGUGUGUUAGGGGUCUGGCCAGCCGGGCUGUGAGAGACCCACCUUCCACGGCUCCCCGCUUCCUCCACGUCUCCUGGGCUGUGUCCUCAGGCUGCCUCAGCCCUGCACGUCUCUGCUCUGUGUGACUAACUCGUAGGACUUUAAUAGGAGCAUGCUGGGGUCUUAAUUUCUAAUCUGGUUUUGAAUAAAGCACAAAGAGGCCGAAUGGCUCCAGGUAGAGUCUUGGACAAAAAAGACACCGUCUGUAGGGGCGGGUCUGCGUCUGCAUGCCUGUACCUAGACCACCAUAGGCCUAUGUGUUCUUGGUGAGUGACAGACAGGGUGGCAGUGUGUGCUGGCAGGGCCUCCACAUGGGAAUGACCAGCUCCAGACCCACCUUCCAGCCCCUUCCACUGGGUCUGCCGCCCAGCACAGGUGGCAUCUUCUYGUCUCACACAGAGCACUUUAGACCCCAGAGAGGUGCGUUCAGACACCGGCAGGUCACCACGUGGCAGAGUCAGAGAGCAGUUGUAAAUACCUUACGAAGGGAGUGUAACAUAUUUGUCAAUUAUAGACUCGUCAUUCACAGAAGCCUUAGAGUCUCUG
Messenger RNA from Urocitellus parryii (Arctic ground squirrel), 4019 nucleotides. RefSeq names its product nuclear factor of activated T cells 1 (gene Nfatc1). The record is from RefSeq and is a predicted model, not a curated record. Lineage: Eukaryota; Metazoa; Chordata; Mammalia; Rodentia; Sciuridae. Gene Ontology annotation, cellular component: transcription regulator complex. Gene Ontology annotation, molecular function: transcription factor binding; DNA-binding transcription factor activity, RNA polymerase II-specific; RNA polymerase II cis-regulatory region sequence-specific DNA binding. Gene Ontology annotation, biological process: cytokine production; calcineurin-NFAT signaling cascade; regulation of transcription by RNA polymerase II.